UUUGUUCUUGGCAACCCUAAAGUAAAUUCUUUGCAGGAUUUCAGUCGUUUUCACUUUGCUAGCAAAAUAUAAAGAUUUUUACUAAAGUUAUUAAUACUAAUAGCAUCUAAACAAUUACCUUAAUUUUUAGAAAAAAAAAUGUGGCUAAAUUAAGUACAAAAUCAUAAAACUGUUUUAUUCGAAGCAAAAUGCUGUUGUCAUUCUGAAUUUGACACUUCCUAAUUGUUUUUAUCACCACAUUCGUAUAUUUUGUAUUAAAUAUUAAAAAGUGUCUCCUUUGCGCUUGCUAUCCCGUAAGACUUUUUUUGGUGUUUUGUGGUAGUAAAAUCGAAGUGUUUCAGUUUGGAAUAAAUCAAGAAAACUAAUUUUGAGACAAAAAAUCGUAGUGUCGCUUGACAAAAAUAUAUACUUAAAAUAGUCUUAUAUUAUCGAUUUCCCAAACGCAAAGAAAUUUUCUUGCGAUAAACAAUCUAAAAUCCAUUCUGUAAAAAAAGCUUGAUAUUCGCCAGUCAGAUGCUUGUUUUAUGCUCAUGCAAACGUGAGGGUGCUUUUAUUUUCCGGUUCAAUCGUGUGGAAUUAAUCGCCUAAAACGAUAUUAAUUUCUUUAUAAACAUACAAUUGUACGUUUUGGUUAGUCGCACCCCUUUGGCCCGCUCAAUAACAGUAUCAAACCGCAAAACGGCUAAAUAAAUAUAUUCGAGGUAUAAAGUAAGAACGCAAUCUUUAGUUUGAGGAAUCAGAUUCAUUUGAUUACGGUAGCACUUAGUAUGGCUGAACGCCCUAAAAGUUUAUUUGCCGGUCGGCCUCGUCCUCCUCCAAAUGAACUGAACUUGAACCCACUUGGAGUAAGACCUGCACCAUCGUCUCAAUCAUCCAAUUCGUCUGGUUCAGCUUCAUCUGCGAAUAGUAUUCCAACUGGAGGUCUUCCGAUGAGUAUACCAACGGAACGCACACGAGAACGUAUACGACAGCAAGCAUGUGGCAAAUUACAAUUAGGACCUUCUCCACAGGACAUUUAUCAGUUUACUUCAGAUGAUUUAGAGGAUUUAGGAGAAAUCGGUCGCGGGGCAUUUGGGGCCGUUAACAAGAUGGUGUUCAAAAAGAAUGACAUGGUCAUGGCUGUGAAACGUAUUCGUUCCACCGUAGACGAGAAAGAACAAAAACAGCUUCUCAUGGAUCUCGAAGUGGUCAUGAAAUCAAAUGACUGCAAUUUUAUUGUUCAAUUUUACGGCGCUCUUUUUAAAGAGGGUGAUUGCUGGAUCUGCAUGGAAUUGAUGGACACUUCAUUAGAUAAAUUUUACAAAUAUAUAUUUGAACACAAAAAGCAAAGGAUACCGGAGUCAAUUUUAGCAAAAAUUACGGUGGCUACCGUUCAUGCGCUUAAUUAUCUUAAGGAACAUUUGAAGAUCAUUCAUCGUGACGUAAAGCCAAGUAACAUUUUGCUUCAUAAACGUGGCGAUAUUAAGUUGUGUGAUUUUGGAAUAUCGGGGCAGUUAGUCGAUUCUAUUGCAAAAACAAAAGAUGCCGGUUGCAGGCCUUAUAUGGCUCCCGAAAGAAUCGAUCCUGAACGUGCGAAAGGUUACGAUGUUAGAAGCGAUGUUUGGUCAUUAGGCAUUACUCUUAUGGAAGUAGCCACCGGCACAUUUCCCUACAGAAGAUGGGAUUCAGUUUUUGAACAAUUAUGCCAAGUGGUUCAAGGAGAUCCUCCACGUCUUCAACAGGGACAAGAAUUUUCCACCGAAUUCGUAGAAUUUGUAAAUACAUGCUUAAUUAAGAAUGAAAGUGAACGUCCUAAAUAUGAUCGCCUUCUUCAAAUGCCAUUUAUAUUGCGUGGUGAACGGAGUAACACCGACGUAGCCGAAUAUGUUACUGAUAUUCUGGAGGCCAUGGAACAGGAUGGCAUUACACAAUUCACCACAAACCAGCCAGCCGAAAGUUAAUGGAAAUAAUUUUUGAAAACUUCGAGUGUUGUCAUUAACAAAAAACUCCUACAACUAAGAAAAAGAGCAAACAAAAAACUAUAGAGAAGAAAAUCAUUUAGUUAAAAGUAAGCGUAAAAACUAAGCAAAAAGAAACCAUCCCCUUUUAGGAAAAAAAAAAACAAAGUUAUUGUUGUUUACUUGCUAGAAAGUAAGAAAAAAUGUUGUUAGAAAUACAAUUUAACAAACAUUUAGAACUGUAGUUUAAAAUUAAAAUAAUAAAUAUGAAUUAAAAAUAUAUUAAGCGAUAGGCUUUCUUAUAAACAAAAAAAAACAUACAUGAAUAAAAAGUAGACUUUGAAAAGGUCACAAAUUAUAUUGAAAAUAAAGCUUAAAGUUUAGUAAUGUUUUGCCUUGUAUUUUUUAAAUCAAAAAAUGUAAAAACAUAUUAAAAUUACAUUUAAUUAUUAUAAUUUAGCUGCAUUUUCCGGAUAAAACAAGUCACAAUAAGGAAUAGAAGAAACACCAAUAAAAGAAAAAUAAAAUGUAAAAUAAUUCAAAUCAUAUCGUUAAGUAAUCAGUUCAAUACCAAGAAUAAAAAAUCACUGCUUUUAUACACAC
Lucilia sericata (common green bottle fly) is the source of this 2540-nucleotide messenger RNA. RefSeq names its product dual specificity mitogen-activated protein kinase kinase 4 (gene Mkk4). Lineage: Eukaryota; Metazoa; Arthropoda; Insecta; Diptera; Calliphoridae. The record is from RefSeq and is a predicted model, not a curated record. The transcript is spliced from 5 exons. Gene Ontology annotation, molecular function: ATP binding; JUN kinase kinase activity. Gene Ontology annotation, biological process: MAPK cascade; protein phosphorylation. The coding region runs from base 768 to 1940 and encodes 390 amino acids.